GUUGAUGUAGCUGUCAGAAGUCAGAUAAGCAGAGGAGAGCUAGCAGGUGGUCACAAUGCAGUUCCUGGGCCGGCUGCUGGACACUGUGUCCUCUGUGUCAACUCUCUUCACUAACCCCUACAGAGUCCGGGACGUGCCACUGGCAGACUAUGGUGGAGGAGGCAAAGUGGUACUGAAAGAGGAAGGGCGUAUGGUCCUGUACAAAAACACUCAGUAUCAGUCAUGGGACUGUCUGCUUAUGUGUCCAGAGACGCCUGCAGUGACCCUGAGGCUGUUUCAGGUGGCGUCAGAGGAAGACGCCAUGAACUGGUUUCCACAGUACGCCCUCAAGCUUCGUCCUUUUUAUGAGACACUUCCUCUGAAAGCAGAAACCACGCAGCCAAUUGUGGACUGUAUCCGCAGCCAUCCAGACUGGAGCUCCGCCCACAUCGCUGUGGAGACGGGCCUGAGAGAGUGCCUCAAACAUAACUAUGUCCAGAGUCAGAUCAAUGCUCGGGAUGCUUCAGGUCAGACGCCGCUGCACCUGGCGUGUGAACGCGUCGACUCAGUUUGUGUGACGGAGCUGCUGGAGGAAAGCCAGGCUCGCACUGACAUCAAAGACCGUAAUGGAGACACGCCAAUGCACGUUGCUGCCAAGCAGGACUCUCCUGCCGUCAUUCAGGUCCUCUGCUCGCGGCUCUGCUCAGGUGUAAAUGAGCUGAACAACAACGGUGAGACGCCGCUGCACGUGGCUUGCCGUCUCGGACGUGUGGAGUCAGUCAAAGCACUUUUGGCAGGAGGAGCCAAGUGUGACGUUGUUGGUGGUGUUGGCUACCCCAUCCACAGUGCCAUAAAGUACAGUGAGAAGGGUUGUGUCGAGGAGAUCCUUAAAGCAGACCCAGGUCAGCUCCAGGCUGAAGACUGCAUGUAUGGAGGAACGCCUCUUCACUGGUCCAAAACAGCAGAGAUGUGUCGGUUGCUGCUCGAGCACGGCUGUGCAGUAAACUACCUCAGUAAGACCGGCGAGAGCCCCCUUCAUAUUCUGACCAAGAAAGGACGCUUUGAAGCCGCCAUGGUGCUGCUCACCCACGGAGCGAAUGCUAACCUGAAGGGCCAGGAUGGAAAUACAGCUCUGCACCUGGCUAUGAAAAUGGACCACAUAGAGUUGAUUAAAGCUCUGAUCGUGUUUGGCGCUGAUGUUGAGAUCCACAAUGAUCUGGGAGAAACACCUGGACUUAUUGCUGCACGUACAAGUAAAGGUCCCAAUAGAAAGAUACUGCUGGACAUGCUGUGUAGUGUAGGGGUCCAGCGCUGCCUCCCACCCUCCCCUGGCAGUCCUCCCCCAAUCUCCAACAAGGCAAAACCAGCAGGCAUAGGGUUUGAGGACAUGAUGUUAAUGGGAGCAGCAGUCAGUGCCAUGAGCAGAGGCAUGUCUGAAGUGGACAGCACCAGAAAGAGGAUGGACAGACUGCUGUGUCUAGAUGGUGGAGGUAUUAAAGGCCUGGUAUUGAUCCAGAUGUUGAUCGCUCUGGAGAAAGAGGCCGGUCGACCUACUAGAGAGCUCUUCGACUGGGUGGCCGGCACCAGCACUGGAGGCAUCCUAGCCCUGGCUAUAAUCCAUGGUAAGUCCAUGGAGUACCUGCGCUGCCUCUACUUUAGGAUGAAGGAACAGGUGUUUAAGGGGUCAAGACCGUAUGAGUCUGCACCACUGGAGGACUUCCUGAAGAAGGAGUUUGGAGAGAACACCAAGAUGACAGACGUCCAAUACCCCAGGGUGAUGGUGACCAGUGUUUUAGCAGACAGACAUCCUGGUGAGCUGCACAUCUUCAGGAACUACAACCCUCCAUCCGUCCACAGAGAGCCCCCAUAUGCCACCACUGCCACAUUCAAACCCCUCACCAUCCCACAAGAGCAACUUGUGUGGCGAGCUGCCCGCUCCAGCGGCGCGGCCCCUACCUACUUUCGACCAAUGGGACGCUUCCUGGAUGGAGGACUGUUGGCUAACAAUCCAACGCUAGAUGCCAUGUCAGAAAUCCAUCAGUACAAUAAAGCUUUGAAAGCAGAGGGCAAAGAGAAAGAAAUGAAGAAGUUGGGUAUAGUGGUCUCCCUUGGCACAGGUAAACCUCCUCAGGUAGUUGUGAGCUCUGUGGAUGUCUUCAGGCCCUCCAACCCUCUGGAGCUGGCUAAGAGCUUCGUUGGAGCCAAAGAGCUGGGCAAGAUGCUUGUGGACUGCUGCACAGACUCUGAUGGCUGUGCAGUGGACAGAGCCAGCGCCUGGUGUGAAAUGAUCGACACUAUCUACCACAGGUUGAGUCCCCAGUUGUCUCAGGAGGUGAUGCUUGAUGAAGUGAGCGAUGCUGUGCUGGUGGACAUGCUGUGGGAAACCCAGAUGUACCUGUAUGAGAAGAGAGACAAACUCCAAUCUUUGGCAAAGCUGCUACUGAACAACUGAAGGCACUAUAAUAACAUUUACAGGAAGAGCAGGGAGGGCUGGGCUGUGAAAACAGAAGUUUGAGUGUAAGGGAGAGUCCCAUGUGUUUAGUCAUAAACAGGGAUGUUUGACACAGAUUUAAAAAGCUGUGAUUUUUUUUUUUCAAGACUUUAAUGUCUGCGUUAGUGUGCUCUUUCUCGAAACUGUUUAAGGUGAAAACACCACAACAAGUUUGAUUUCUACACCAACAAAACAACAAACAAAACACCAAAAACUGACAUGGAAAAGUUACUGACUUAACAUACCAUACUCAAAGGCAAAUUAUGCAGGAUAUAUGACCUUACCACUGACUGUAUCACUAUUGUGUUUCUUAAAGUUUACUGUUUGUACACAAACUGUGUGGGUGUACACAAGGCAUGUAGAAGGAAGUGGUCUAACCAGAUCCAACUAAAGUAGCACAGACGACUGAAACUGCUAGCUCUCCUCCCACCACACACCUCAUUUAAUCAUGUUUUGUUCCUUCUGAAGUUCCUGUAAGAAACUUUUGCUUUGUGAUUUUUGGAAACCCUUAAGGGCAAACUGUACUUUCGCUUUCCAGUGUAUGUGUAGGUUGUUUUUUUUUUUUUUUAACCAAAACCAUUCUUCCUGUUUUCUUUGAACAGCUAAAUAUAUUGUGGUCAAGAAAAUUUUUGGUUAAAUAACUAGUCUGAUACCUACCCUACAGUAGUGGUUUCAGGCAUUAAAAAUAAACUACUUGAAUUAAUCUAUCGGCAUCCUAAUGUGCUGCUUCUAAAGCUCAUGAAGUGUUAAGUUGUAGCAAACAAUCCUCAAAGAAAUUUUAGCUAAGAACCUACAGAAACACUUAAUAUACAGUAUUAAUAUAAACUGACUAAAAGGUAAUCAGAGGGACCUGGCAGUGCCACUUAAAAAUCUACAUUCUACUGUAGCACAGCUUUGAUGAUGGUGACAAUGACAUACCACGCUGCCUUAAGUGUCCAGGACCCAAAUUUCGUACUCUCUCCUGUCUUCUCUUCACUGUGUAAGUUAUCAAUACUGACUUUUAACACAAGUUUCAACCUUACACUCAGUUAUCGCCUGCUUGCACACUGUUGUAAUCUAUUGGUCUUUGCUGUCUGUUAAAGUGUUCAGAGACUCUUAAUUAUGCACUGUAAUAACUGGACUUAAAGCUAGACUUGAAAUGUCAACUUACUUGAAGGACAAAGAAACAGAAGGUCCACUGCUACUUGCACAACAUAAACUGGAGGUUUCAGAUUAUUUCCUAUGUUUUUCUCGUCUUUUUGUAUUUGGAUUAAAAUUACUGACGUGUAUACCUGUAUGAUGAUAAAAAUAAAU
Messenger RNA from Cheilinus undulatus (humphead wrasse), 3763 nucleotides. RefSeq names its product phospholipase A2, group VI (cytosolic, calcium-independent) (gene pla2g6). Gene Ontology annotation, cellular component: mitochondrion. The record is from RefSeq and is a predicted model, not a curated record. Bases 56 to 2431 code for a protein of 791 amino acids. NCBI's taxonomy places the organism in Eukaryota, Metazoa, Chordata, Actinopteri, Labriformes, Labridae. Gene Ontology annotation, molecular function: protein binding. Gene Ontology annotation, biological process: positive regulation of ceramide biosynthetic process; cardiolipin acyl-chain remodeling. The transcript is spliced from 18 exons.